GGCAUUUAUUUUCGUAAAAUAGUUGAAGAACUCCAGAAUUCUUAGAAACAUGUGAAUAAAAGAAUUUCGUCUAUUUCAGGACGACGAAACUUUUACAAAAUGAAGUUAAUACAUUCACCAUAGUGCCUUAGUACAACGUUAAUAUUUGUGAUUGUGACAUUAGUUGUGUUUAAAAAAAUAAACAAUAAAUUAUCGUUAUUUAUUCGUUGAUUUUCAUUUGUUUUCAAUAUGACAAAGCGUCGGAGAAUACUUUACGCGGACAAAAUCAUUCAGAAAGUCGUUCAUGUGUUUUGUUUGUUGAUGUUUUUACAGUUGAAAGGUCACCAUACCACACCUAGCAAUCCUAUACUCCUUUAUUCGACUGCUUUAGAUAUACGUAUGGUAAAUACAUCGAGAUUAACUAGAAUCACUACAAUCGCUAAGGACUUGGAGCAAGGCACAGCGGUUGACUUCCAUUAUAGAAAGAAUUUAAUAUGCUGGUCUGAUCAGAAGCCCGAACUUAUACAGUGUAUGAAUUAUAAUGAAACUUAUACAGGUGAAAAGUUUAAAAUAGUAUCAGAAGGCCUAGUGACUCCAACUGGUAUAGCUAUAGAUUGGUACACAGACAAGUUGUACUGGACAGAUGGAGAAACAAACAAAAUCGAAGUUAUUAGUAUAGUACAAAAAUAUAGGAAGGUUCUAUUUUGGUCUGAGGUUGAUUUGGCUCGAGCUAUCGCUGUUGUUCCAGAGGAUGGAUUAAUGUUCUGGACUGAUUGGGGUGAAAUACCAAAAAUAGAAAGGGCGGGUAUGAAUGGUGAUCCAGCCACGCGCAAAGUUAUAGUCAGAGACAACAUAUUCUGGCCCAAUGGAAUAACAGUGGAUUACAACAAUAGCCUAAUAUAUUGGGUCGAUGCCAAACUCCAAUUUGUAGACGUCAUAGAUUUUAAUGGCGAAAAACGUAAAAGGGUUGUCAAGGGUGGAUUGGUUUAUCCUUUUGCUUUGACUUUUUCUAACGAUAAAUUGUAUUGGACCGAUUGGCAAAAUUGGUCUAUUUAUACUUGGGAUAUAGCAGCUAACGGUCCUAAAAUAAAGGAGUUGAUAAAAUCGCAUCCCGUUCCUGCAGACAUCAAAGUGUAUGAUGAAAGUAGACAAAUUAUAUCGGCUGAAGAUUAUCCGUGUAAAACGAAUAAUGCUGGUUGUUCACACUUGUGCCUUUUAUCACCCGAUCCCCCAGGUUACAAUUGCGCGUGCCCAACGGGCGUGAAGCUGAGGGAAAAUAGCAGCACUACCUGUUACGACAGCCCCCAGAUGCUGCUGGUGGUCGCCCAGCGCUCCACGAUAUCCAAGAUAUCGCUGGACUCGCCAGAUUUCACUCCAUAUACGUUGCCCUUGAAGGAUUUGAAACGGACCUUGACUGUUGACUUCGAUCCUAAAACGGAAUAUAUUUACUGGGCUGAUGGUUUGGCGAAAACGAUAUCGAAAGCUCGCCUCGACGGGAGCGACCAGUCCGUCGUGGUGCGCAGCAGCGGGGUGCCGGACAGCAUAGCCAUCGAUCCUUUGUCCAGGAAGAUUUACUGGACCGACCCGGUCAUGGACACGAUCAAUGUGGCCAGACUCGACGGCAGCUACGAAAAGGUCAUAAUCCACACGGAACUGUACGAUCCGCGUGCGAUCGCGUUGCACCUGACGGCCGGCUGGAUGUUCUGGUCAGAUUGGAACGAAAAGAAACCGAAGAUAGAACGAGCCAAUUUAGACGGCAGCGGCAGAGUCUUGCUCAUCUCCGAGAAGUUGACCUGGCCUAAUAGCAUCGCCCUAGACACAGUUAAUAAUAAACUCUAUUGGGGCGAUGCAAGGACGCACAAGAUUGAGGUAUGCAACAUGGACGGGACGGAGAGGAAGGAGUUACACAGCAACGACAUCAUACAUAUAUUUGGACUCACUUUACUUGACGACUACUUGUACUGGACCGACAUGCAGAAACGCACGCUCGACAGGAUCAAUAAAAAUACAGGUUUAGACAGACAGCCGGUGGUAGAACAAAUGGCCAACAUGAUGGGUGUCAAGGCGUUCCGUUUGGGGGCGCCACUUGGCUGGAAUCCUUGCGCCGAUGACAACGGAGGAUGCUCACACCUUUGCUUCAACAGACCCGAUGACUACAUAUGCGGAUGUCCUUUAGGUCUAGAACUAACUGCCGACAAAAAAACGUGCGUCGAGCCAGAAGCGUUCUUAGUUUACAGCCGGAAGAACAUCAUCGGUCGCCUGAGCAUCAAGAACGAGUACAAUGACGCUGUGAUACCUAUUAAAGAUUUGAAGGAAGUCAGCGCUUUAGCUCUGUACGUGUCAGGCUCAAAGCUGUACUGGUCGGACAGUAAGACCAAAACAAUAAACCGGUGCUCCGUUAACGGUUCCGCCGUGGAGAAGAUCGUGGAGUGGCUGGGACUCGUUGAAGGCUUAGCGAUAGAUUGGUCGGGACAGAACAUUUACUGGACCGACACGACAACGCAGCGCAUCGAGGUAUCCAGGCUCGACGGCUCUAGUCGAAGGGCCAUUAUAUGGCAGGGCUUGAAGAAACCAAAGAGCUUAGUGCUCGAUCCUAAGAAAGGCUACAUGUACUGGUCAGAGUUGGGUUCGAAGAGCAUCAAACGCGCCGCAAUGGACGGCUCCUCGGUGUCGGUGUUCAUGGAGCAGGUCGGGCGCGUCCACGCCCUCGCCAUAGACUACGAGAGGCGCGCCAUCUACUGGGCGGCCCUCGACCCUCCCGUGGUCGAGUUCGCGUUCCUCAACGGCACGGGCCGCCAGACCUUAGCCGACAACAUACCCAUGCCCUACGCUCUGGCCCUGUUCAACGAUUCGGUGUAUUGGGGCGAUUGGAAUACCGGCCAAAUACAGCAAGCGAGAAAAACGGAUGGCUCAAAUCGAAAAUCAAUACGCAAGGACUUGGACUACAUAUCGGAUUUGAAGCUGUACCAUCGCGCCAAGUCCAUGGGCAGCAACCAAUGCGGGGUCGACAACGGGGGUUGCUCGCACCUGUGCCUGCCCACCCCUGGGGACGUCCGCACCGACUACCGGUGCGCGUGCCCGGCGCACUACCGUCUCAACAAGGACAACAUCACGUGUUCCGAACCCGAAGAGUUUCUGCUUUUCGCUCAAAAGAACGCCGUCGGCCGGAUAAUGGUCGCGAACGGAGAGUGCAACGACGCCUACAUACCGCUCACCGGCCUCAAGAACGUCCGCGCCAUCGAGUAUGACCCGGUCGAGAAGCAACUGUACUGGAUGGACGACGAUUCGCAUUCGAUCCGACGCGUGCCCAUAUCGUACUCGAGCACGUCGGCCGUCGCGGACUCGGUCGCCGUGGUCACCGGCCUCUCGCGCCCCUACCACAUGGUGCUGGACGUGCUGGGCCGCACGAUGUACUGGACGUGCGCCGACCGGGACUCGAUCAACGCGACCUCCAUCGACAACAACUCGUCGACCGGCGUCAUCGUCAGGGGCGACCGAAUGCUGCCCAGGCACCUGGCCUUCCAUCAGACUAAACGCUAUCUGAUCUGGAACGACGUGGGUCGGGGCGCCAUAAUGCGCGCGAACGUGGACGGCACCGGGCGCGUGGAGCUGGCGCGCGCCGACAACGCGACCGCGCUGGCGCUGGACCAGAGCGCCGGCACCGUCUACUGGGCCGUCAGCAGGCAGCUGCACGCCGUCGACCUCGACUCCUCCAACAGACGCGUGGUGUGGCAGGGGGGCUGGGCGGGUGCGCUGGCGGCGCAGGGCGGCGGGGUGUACGUGUGCGGGGGGGAGCGGGCGGCGCGGGUGCCGCUGCACCGCCGCGACGCGCCCGCCACCCCGCUCCCGCACCUCGUGCGUCUGCUCGCCCUCGUCGCCGUGCACAAGGUGGAGCGCUCGCACCCGUGCUGGGGCGGCGGGCGGUGCGGCGGCGCGGCGUCGUGCGGCGCGGGCGGCGCGUGCGGCUGCGGCGUGCGCUGUCCCGCGGCGCCGCCCGUGUGCCCGCCCUCGCACCUGCUGUGCGACGCGCACGCCUCCCGCCCGCAGUGUCUGCCCGUCGAAUGGAAAUGUGACGGGCAACAAGACUGCGAGGACGGGCGCGACGAGGCGGAGUGCGGCGCGUGCGGCGGCGACGUGCGCUGCGCCGACGGCACGUGCGCGCCCGCACUGUCGGCGUGCGCGGCCGGCGCGCUCUGCGCCAACCCGCCGCCGCCCGACGCCUUCAGAUGCGACGAAGGUCUGUGCAUCGCGGCGAGGUUCGUGUGCGACGGGCGGCCGCAGUGCGCCGACGGCUCGGACGAGGCGCCCGCGGCCUGCGCCUACGGACACACCGACCAGUCGAGCGGCGGCGGGCGGCAGUGGAGCGCGUACGGCGUGUCUGCGGGCGCGGUGGGCGCGCUGGGCGCGGCGGGCGCGGGGCUGGUGCUGCUGCGGCGCUGGCGGCGCGCGCGCGCCCCCGCGCACCCCGCGCACCACGCGCUGCCGCUGUGCCGCCCCAAGCCGCAGCCGCAGCCGCUGCCCGCCAGCUCCACGCAGUCAUCGGACAGUAUAUCGUCCAGGUACCCGCGCCCCACAGCCAACCCUCCCCCCAGCCCCGCCACGGCCAGCGGGGGAGCUCCGCGCCGGAGGGCCUACCGACACUACCGCGCCAUCAACAGGCCUCCGCCCCCCACGCCCGCCUCCACCGACGCCAACGACUCGGAGCCCGAGCCGGCAGCUAGGGCGCCGCCGCCUUCGCCCGCACCGGCUCUGUACUGAAGAACAAAUUUAUCGGUUAAGUCACCAAGGAUAUACUUUAUUUUAUUACGUAUACUAGCUGUACCCGUCCGCUUCGCUGGGCAUUUAAAAUUAACAUUAUUAUUUCUCACCCCCCACAAACAAUCUCAUCAUUAACCUCCCCGCAACUGGUGUAGGGAGUCCAACACUCAUAUAAAUAUUAGCCUAUCCAUUAAGUACAUGUAUUUUCUACAUGGAUACCAAGUUUCAAGUCAAUC
Bombyx mandarina (wild silkworm) is the source of this 4973-nucleotide messenger RNA. It is a transcript of the gene arr, whose product is annotated as low-density lipoprotein receptor-related protein 6. The record is from RefSeq and is a predicted model, not a curated record. Gene Ontology annotation, molecular function: protein binding. NCBI's taxonomy places the organism in Eukaryota, Metazoa, Arthropoda, Insecta, Lepidoptera, Bombycidae.